Messenger RNA from Impatiens glandulifera, 2017 nucleotides. RefSeq lists its product as uncharacterized. Gene Ontology annotation, cellular component: Cul4-RING E3 ubiquitin ligase complex. Bases 93 to 1880 code for a protein of 595 amino acids. Gene Ontology annotation, biological process: cellular response to UV-B. The transcript has 5 exons. Gene Ontology annotation, molecular function: protein binding. NCBI's taxonomy places the organism in Eukaryota, Viridiplantae, Streptophyta, Magnoliopsida, Ericales, Balsaminaceae. The record is from RefSeq and is a predicted model, not a curated record.
UUCAAAAAACCUGUCAUGAUCACUACUACAACUCAUAAACCUGAUCUAAUCUAGAUCUCAGCUUAAUAAGCUCAGAGUGAAUUUCACCUGAUAUGGGUAUUAUAGGUAUGGGUAUGGCAGAUGAUGUAGUUGAUCUCAAGAACACCCCAUCAUUAUUCGACAACGACGAUGAAGAUCUCCUAAGGGAUCUUUGCAAGAAUGGCUUAGCUUGCCAAGUCUUGAAUCUGACAUCAUCGAAAGUAUUUCAAAAGCUAAAUAUGGUUGGAAGUUUCCAGAAACUUCACACACUUAACCUGGAUUUCUGCACCUCACUCACUAUCCUUGAGAAAGACUGUUUUGCUUGUAUGCCUAAUCUAUCACGCCUUUCCAUGUGCGAAACGAGAGUUUCCAAUAUAUGGACUACUAGCGCUGCCCUAUACAAGCUUCAUUCUCUUGUAGAGCUUCGGUUUCAGAAUUGUUUGUGUUGCAAGGGAACAGCCCCUUGCCCUGUUUCUUCAUCGGGUAAUUCUGCCACCCGAACGAUAACAAACAAGUAUCAUCCUUCGCCAAUCUGUUUCGAGAAAAACUACAGGAAUUACAUGAUAACUGUACUUCCUGGAUUGAUUGUAUUAGAUAACAUUCUGAUCGGAGAUUUGGAAAAGAAGACGGCAAAGAAGAUUUAUUUGGAAUACUACGAGAGCUCGCCAUAUAAUAGACGGCAGAGAGAGCGAAUUAUCGAUGUUUUGGGUGGUCGCCAGAUUGGGAGGAAAAGUCAGUGUUAUUACUCCAGGUCUCUUUCUGCUGCCAAACUUGGAUCUUCAGCAUGGCCUGUUUUAUGUCCUUUGUUGUCUAAUAGCCUUUGCAAUACAACAAAGGGACAAGAAGAAAAUAAGGGCCUAAGGCCGAGACAAUUCGAGUAUCAUCCAUCGAAUUGCUCCCUCAUGGCUCUUGGGACAUUAGAUGGAGAACUGUUUGUCAUUAAUCAUGAGAAUGGGCGUACUCUGGGUCAGGUCCAGACGAAUAUUGGAUCAGAAAGCAGUAUCCUAGGCUUAUGUUGGCUUAAAAAUCAUCCCUCCAAGCUACUUUCUGGUUCUGACAACGGUUCCUUGAGAUUAUAUGACAUACAAAACAUGCUGACAAACGAUAGCACUGUCGAUUUCAACAAGUACGAUAAGUUUGAGCAGUUGACAUCUGUUCACGCCAAUUCCACCGACAAUCGAUUUGUCGCAAGUGGUUACUCCAGACACGUGGCGCUUUACGAUGUCGAGAGCGAGAAACGGUUGCAGUUACUGGCUGACGUGCACAAUGGACCUAUCAAUGUGGCCAAGUUUGCAAACCAUUCGCCUUCCUUGUUCGUCACGUCGUCAUUUGAUGGCGACGUGAAAAUGUGGGACCUACGACAAGAGCCGACUAGGUCGUGCUAUGUAGCAUCGAGCUCGAGGGGGAAUGUUAUGGUUUGUUUCUCACCUGAUGAUCUAUAUCUGCUGGUUUCAUCAGUGGACAAUGAGGUUAAACAGCUUCUAGCAGUUGAUGGGAGGGUGCAUAUGAAAAUCGAGAUAGAUUCAACAGGAAGUUGUCAUAAUUAUACAAGAUCUUAUUACAUGAAUGGAAGAGACUAUGUAAUAAGCGGGAGUAGCGAGGAAUCUGCAGUUCGUGUGUGUUGUGGUCGAACUGGAAGAAGACUAAGAGAUAUUCAUUUAGAGGGGUCAAGGUUUGUGCAAUCUUUAAGAGGUGAUCCUUUCAGAGACUUUCAUAUGGCUAUUUUAGCAUCCUAUAAACAUCCAAGAACAGAGCUGGAGAUCAUGAAGGUCAAUAUGCUUGCAUCUAAUCAAUGUGGACAUGAACUUCUUCCUCAAGCUCAUCAUCACUCCUUCUACCCUUGCUCAUGUUUGGGAGCUUAGUUUUGAUGUAGAGAAUGUACAUAUAAUUAUGUUGUAUCUAAAAUUGAAGAAGUUAUAAUCAUCUUGUUGUUAUGCUUUUGUAUAUAUAAGCUAUAGUUUCGUCUAAUUUGUCAAUCAUAGUAAUAAUUUUCUUGAGA